Molecule: messenger RNA, 632 nt
Organism: Heteronotia binoei (common prickly gecko)
Lineage: Eukaryota; Metazoa; Chordata; Lepidosauria; Squamata; Gekkonidae
Gene: SMIM7
Product: small integral membrane protein 7
Exons: 5
Coding region: 286-513 (75 amino acids)
Source: RefSeq, a predicted model, not a curated record
GGCGGCGACAGGCCCUGAAGCCCGGCGGGCGGGCAGCCACCGGGGCUCCUCCCCUCCUCCUCUGCUGGGGGGCUGGGCUUCAGCCGCGGCUCCUCCCCCCCUCCCGGAACGCCCCUUUGGCGAUCGGCUCCACCCAGUGGGCGCGGUUUGUGGCCCGUUCGGGGCUCCUCCCCCUGAGGGGGGCGCGCGCCAGGCCUCUCUGGAUUGGCUGAAGAGGCCCAGGUCUCCGCCGCCCCCACCGCUGCCCAGCGGGCAUUUCCGGAUCCGGGUACUGGAAGAGGCAGGAUGCUGGGGGACCUGCUGGUCUGCGGGACGCUGUUGGUCAAUGCAGGAGCAGUGCUGAACUUCAGGCUGAAGAAAAAGGAGAGCCAGGGCUUUGGUGAAGAGGUAAAAGAACCAACAACAGGUGAUAAUAUCAGAGAGUUUUUGCUGAGUCUGAGGUACUUCCGGAUCUUCAUUGCUUUAUGGAAUAUCUUUAUGAUGUUCUGCAUGAUUGUGUUAUUUGGCUCUUAAACACAUCUGGGCAGCUGAGGUGACAACUGUAAAUGUCAAACUUGGAAUCCUUGGUGAUGGCUUUCUGAUGGAAACAUGACCUUUUUGACCUUAUGAAGUAAAAGAUUACUAAAUUUCUA